Acytostelium subglobosum LB1 is the source of this 1674-nucleotide messenger RNA. RefSeq lists its product as hypothetical. The transcript has 3 exons. The coding region runs from base 1 to 1674 and encodes 557 amino acids. The record is from RefSeq and is a predicted model, not a curated record. Lineage: Eukaryota; Evosea; Eumycetozoa; Acytosteliales; Acytosteliaceae.
AUGACGCCAAACCCUCGUCUGGAGGACUGCAUGAUAUCUCUGCAUCAACAGCCACCGAUGGCUGGCGGAUUGCUGCUGCCGAUCAAGCACAUCAUCAGCUCACUCAACAUCACCAUUGCGCCCUGCUCCUGUAAUAUAUGCUAUUUUCAAAACGACCCGUAUCACUCGCUCAAGAAGUGGAUCAAGUACCUCGAGCCCAUCUGUCUGACUGGCCACCUCAACAAGGUGGUGCUGCGCGUCUUCCACAGCGCCACGCCAGACACUGGCGCGCCCUCCAGCGGCGGCGCCGCCACGCACUCCUCAUCAUCAUGCGGCCACUCCCACGCUCACUCUGCCGCCUCACCCAUAUCGAAUUUGGCGACGAUCAGCAGCAGCGACUCGAUCUACGACAGUCUGGCGCCACAGUUGCACGCUCUACAAGAGUGCACGGUCGAUCAUGGCUUCUCCAAGGACUUCCACCAGCAACGCAGCCAUCUGCUUGAUCUGGAGAAGCCGCUCACUCUGCCCUUCCGCGACAUUGGCGCUGUCAUCCCAUUGUCCGUCCUUGCAUCGCUACUCAACAAGCACAUCAGCAACCUCAAGGUCAGACUGUGCAUUGACCUGCCCUACUCCAAGCGCAAAGAGGCAGAGUUCUUUGACAACAUUGUAACACUAGGAAACCUCUCAGAGAUUGGACUAUUGACUCACGAUCCACUCGAUCCAAGCUAUAGUGCAGCAUGUAAAGCUAGUCAAAUGAUACUGGAGAAGUUGUUCUCAACGUUCUUCGCAUCACCUUUCACAUUCAUCAACUUGAGACGAAUGUACCUCAUCACGACCAAUGUCGACAAGACCGUGUUGGGCAACUUUAGCAGCCACCUGCCAAAUUUGGAGGGCCUGCAUCUGUCCGUCUGGAAUGAGGACUUGUACAAACUUUUUGAUGAUAUUACCGGCGCCUUUGGAGGCAAGCUCAAGGAGCUGAGCGUUCGCUUCGCCACCUGCCACGGCAUCAAGUAUUCGACAUCAUUCUCGCAUCGAGACCGCGAGCUGACCGACCCAAUGGUCGAACUUCUGACCAGCCGGUGCCCCAACCUCAACCACUUCUCAUUCGAGGGCUGGUUGCCCAGUCUCUCCGAGGUCGCUCUCCGACACUUUGGAAAGCUGAAACUCAAGCACUUGGUCUUGAAGAAUGGAUUCGACACUAGGAUCUGCAGACCAAUAUGGGCCAGACUAAAGUUGGAUGUUGAAAGCUCGACAUGCAACUUUAUCUCGGAGAAGGAGUUGAUACGAUUCGUGUCUGGACAGCCCAACCUCAAGGUGUUUGAGUUCUCAGCGUCCGAGCUGGACAAGUUCACCUCGUCGGUUAGACCACUCACAUUGUCGUCUGGCUCGCCAAUGGCAACACCGGCCACCAUCAUGUACAGGAAUCUGAUAUCGGACGAGUUCAUUCACAACCUGCUUGGAUCAUGCCCCCUGAUCAAGUUUGUCAAGGUGUUGGACAACUCGAACAACCGCGUCUACUACCGUGGCAACAAGUCCAACUACCUGAGGAACAACCAUGCAGAGUUUAGCGAGCAGGUGCAGCAGGCUCAACAACAGCUGCAAUCACCUCAGUUCUCGCUGUCCCAGCACUACCCCUAUCAGCCACAUAAUGGUGCUCAGACCGUCGACAAGACCGAACUCUUCACCAUCAACUGA